Messenger RNA from Chilo suppressalis (striped riceborer), 5432 nucleotides. NCBI's taxonomy places the organism in Eukaryota, Metazoa, Arthropoda, Insecta, Lepidoptera, Crambidae. The record is from the annotation of a GenBank genome assembly.
UUAUAGUGUGAUGAUAAGGAUAGUCUGUCAAAAUGACAAAAGGCAAAUACGAACAUCCAUGUGAAAUACCGUUAAUUCGUUAUUUGAUCGAUGACGUCAUCAGUUUAUGUUUAGCAAGCGUGUACCUAGUUACGAAAUAUAACGAAUUUUGUGUUACGCUCUCGUAUUAAGUACAAAAUUGUGUACAACCUUUUGUUAUUGUAAAGUGUGUUGCUAGUGAUCGUACUUGUGUACUUCAUGCAAUAUUUUUUCUAUAUUUCUAAGAAUAGCUUUGGACUGAUUAUUUUGUUACUUUUGGCGGCAGCACAUGAAGCCACAGAAAUAGAUUUCCUUGUGCAAUCUUUAAAAAGUGUGAAGACUGUUACGGUUUUGUGGACAAUAUUCUUCAAAACAAAAAUGUUAUCCGGUAUUUAAAAACAAGUCGUAGCAAGCCAUGGAAAAUCCUACAGUUACGGGAUUGAGGUCAAGGUCGCGUUCGAAAACACCGUUUCUCAGGUCUAGUUGUGACCGAGAAAACUGCACUGAGGGAGAAGACCACACACAUCAUAAAUCCGGAAGGAAAACGCCUGUGAGACGUAGCACUCCCAUUAAACAACUGCAGCAUCCCUCAAGCAAAGUACCAGCUGAGACAAUAAGUGAAACGGACGAGGAGCUAGAUGGCCCCGCCCUCCACACACGCCGAUCCACGCGGAUUGUGGAGCCCACCAGCGAUUAUUCCUCCGGUGAGAGCCAGGACCGGCUGAAGAGUCACAAGAGGGAGGUUGUCCAGAACGAGAUCAACAGCCGGUAUGAGCUGGUGUCGACGAGCUCGCGCGGGUACAGGACCCUCGCGGACUUCACCCUCAGCCCCAUCACGGUGCACAACGUGACGCGAGACCGGUCGUACCGCCUGAGCAGCCCGUCACACAGCGCCUGCUCAACUGACAGCUCGUUCGCUGAGCAAGCGUUGGCCGACACCAGCGUGCUAUUGGACAAGGAUCCGGGUGUUGACCACCUGCCCUACCGCCUGUACAAGAUGGCCGGCGAAUACUGGAACAAAUACCCUAAAACGGACUACACAUACUCGCCGCUGUCCAAAGACCGCGUGGAGCUGGCGCCUGGACAAGUGGCCGUGCCGAACAUGUCUCGGCGGUCGCUGUCGCAGUUCAGGAUCCAGGGUCCCAACACGUCGGCAGAUGAAGUAGACCUGAUGGCUACUACCACCUGGAAAACCAGCACCACUAGGAAGAGGUUUACUACAGUCGAAAGUUCCGAUGACGAAGGGGUGUACCUCCAAGGAAAUGGCGGUUUCCGGUACCAAGAACAGCGCUGGUGGAUCACGCAAUUACUUAUCUCUAUCGUCACGUCAAUAACUACGACAUUCAGCGACACCUACAGGAAAAUAGUGGGACCAUCGCAUCGGUACCCUUACACAGACAGGAGACCGGCUAAAGCCGGAGUAAUGUCUCGCGCUGCGUCGGCUUCGAUGGCUCCUUUCUACUGGAUCUAUAGUGUUCUGAAGAAAAUCGUCACCACUACUGUCACCACUGUCACUGAAACGAUAACACCGAACCACGUUGGCCAGACGGAAACAUACAAAGUGCAGAGCAAAGAACGAACUUCUCGGCGUUGGCCGUGGUUACUACUAUUAUUAAUAUUGCCGGCCCUCGCUUACGGAUGUUACAACUACUCAGAUCGAAUUCUACCUCAACCUGAACCAGUCAUAGUAGACACUUACAAACCCCCGGAAAUACUGCAAGAUUCAGAUUUAACCAAACGGAUGGCUGCUCUGGAAGGCUGGGCAGUCAACGUGGACUCCAAAUUGAAAUUGUUUGAUCGAAAACUAUCAAAAUUCGACAAUUUCGAAGCACAAAUUGAACAAUACUCUCUAAAGUAUUUGCAGCAGAAUUUCAUACAGAUUUUGACGGAUGGCAAUAAUGAAGCGUUAGCUGCUAAACUUAAGGCUUACUUUGACAAGUAUUAUAUAAGUAACGAUCAGUUGCAAAUGAUAAGCAAAGAAAUACAUGAGCGUUUGAUUAGUUCUUGGCAGCCUGGGAUGGACGAGGAUAGAAUUCGGAAGUUAGUUCAAGAAUACUUGGCUGUGUUCGAGAAGAAACAGACUGUGUUAAUGUUAGAAAGAGUGAGGGAAUAUGUAAGGGAGAUAGAAGUGCGCGGUGAGGGAGGCUCCUUUGAUCCGGAGGCUGUAAAAAAGAUUGUCGCCGGAAUGUUAAAUAUUUACGACGCUGAUAAGACCGGAUUGGUGGAUUACGCUUUGGAAUCGGCAGGUGGUCAGGUGAUAUCGACGCGUUGCACGGAACUUUAUCAGAUCAAGACGAAGCAAUAUUCAGUGUUAGGCGUUCCAGUGUGGUGGGUGUAUACGUCACCGCGAUACGCGCUGUCCCCGGGCAACAUGCCGGCCGAGUGCUGGGCCUUCCAAGGGUUCCCGGGAUAUCUGGGUGAGUACUAUAAUAAUGAGGAGUUAUUUACUCUUAAUCCACUUUCCCAUUUCCUUCAGAGGACCACGCGCGCUGGCCUACGUUGUCACCGUCUAACUGUUGCCACAAUUCCAAUGCGUACAAAUAAAUUUGGUGACUCACUUGUUUGUCGCACUAUCCGUAAAUGGAAUGCUCUGCCCGCUUACGUUUUCCCUCCCUCUUACGACCCGGGAUCCUUUAAAAUGAGGCGUGAUGAAGCAACAUGCAGGCCAGCAGGGUGAGGAUUCAUGGUGUGACAGGAAGAACUGCUGUACCAGCUAUCUUCGCGUCUGUACUUCACUUUCACUUAACAUCAGGUGGGGUGGAGUCAUUUGUCGGACCUAUCUAUAAAAAAGAACUAUACAAAUAUUAUAAAUGUACGGGGCGUUCUCGUGUGGUGGGUGUAUACAUCGUCGUGAUACGCGCUGUCCCCGGGCAACAUGCCAGCCUAGUGCUGGGCCUUCCAGGGAUUCCCCGGAUAUCUGGGUGACUAAAUACCUCAUCAUGAUCAGACUAUCAAUGUCCCCAUUGUUGAAGCACAGGCCUUCCCUAUGUAUGGAAUAUGGACAUUGGAUUGGUGGGUGCUAACGACUGCAACUGCAGCCGAGACUAAGAGCUCAUGGCCCAAUCUUCUUAUUCCAACAAUAGGGAAGGCCUGUGCCUGUGCCCCAGCAGUGGGGACAUUAAUAGGAUGAUGAUAAUGAAGAUGACUCUUAGUUUAUAGCAAAGAACGCAGUAAAUUUGUUAUUAUUAAUGUUCCAGUUGUCCGCACCUACGCCAUUAUCGAAGUGACCGGCUUCUCCUUGGAGCACAUGUCCCGGUUGCUGGCAGUGGAUGGGAAGAUCGAGUCGGCUCCCAAGAACUUCUCUGUCUAUGGUCUGCACGGAGAAAUGGACCCCGAGCCGCACCUGUUCGGUGACUACAUGUACGACGCAAACGGUACCUCCAUACAAUACUUCCCCGUCAAAUAUCCGAAGACGACCAACAUCGGGGGAGUACAAUAUCCAGUUGCUUACGACACCGUAGAGCUAAGGGUCGAGAGUAACCAUGGCAACCCCACCUAUACCUGCGUCUACAGAUUCAGAGUUCAUGGCAAUCCACUAUCAGACAUUCGACAAGCCACCGAAGACAGCAUUAAAGACAGUGAAACGUAGUACGCGAGCAAAACUUACCUUAAUAAUUACUCGAAGACAGAUCAAUACCCUGUGACGAUACAAUAUUGUGGUUAAAAUGUGCAGUGCGUGUUCAUUAAAAUGUCCAAUCAUGUUUGUGUUCAUUUAGAUACACUCGGUUAGUUGUCAUUUCUAGAUUUAUAUGUAAAUGUGGCCUUAAAUUGUGUUAACUAAACAGUAACAUUAAGAUAUUGUGUCCAAAGUACAAAACAUGUUUGUUUACUAACGGUGACUUACAUUAUGCAUAGGAUAAAUCGAAUCAUGUAAAGGUAAAUUAUUUAUAUUAUACAGAUUUGCUUAUGACCAUCGCACAAUGCUGUUUGAAUACGCUUAGUUGUUCUGAAUGUUUUUUACCGAUAUUUAUAGAAAGUUAUUUUAAUUAGAUUUUAUAAGUUUGUAAAUUAGGUUUUUAUUUUAAUGAAAUGUGGAUCAAAUGCUGUAUUUUUAAUUGGGAACAUUGUUGCUGAAAUUAUGGCAGCUCGACUAUAAUAAUAUGAAACCCCCAAGAAGUUAUGCAUCACUAUAAUUUAUAAUAUUACUGGGUUGAUUUAUACAAUCGGCUUGAAUCUUGUGUAAUUAUUUGAAACUGUAUCUAUUCACCUAUGGAGUAUUGCACUGCGUUAGAUCCACGUUGUAUGCUAAUAGAAUUUCGAAAUAGGCUUAGUGAAGGAGCUAGUCCAGUUAUAUAUUACUAAAUUUUAUCGCCAACUUAAAUAAGUGUUGUCGUUUUUAAGUUUUGCGUCUCAAAGAACAUAGUAAGUAAUUAGCGGGAUAUCAACUGACGUUCCGAGGAUCUUAUUAGAUUGUAAUUAGAUUGUAUGUCUUUAGAAAUAAUGUUUAAAAGCUAAGGUCUCACUAACCAGUGAGAUGACAAAAUUAUUGAUAGGGUUAUGUGGAAAUAGACAGAGGUACUAAAAUUUUAUAUAAAAGUAAGUUAAUAACUAACAAAAAUCAUAUGACAAAUUUACUAAUCCACUGUUAUACAGUUAAAAGUAAUUGUUUCAUCAGUCAUCCCCUCAGUUGUGUUGGCUAUCUACAACAUAUUUAUACAAAAGUUACCACUUUCGUAAAUCUGCUUAUGCUUAUUAUUGCCCAUAGUUAUAUUUUCGUGAGUUCUACAAAAUAAAAUCAAGGUCAACCAAAUAUAAAAUAUUUUAUUGUAUGUUGAGUGUUAAUGUAAGAUUGUAAAAACACGUUUACUUAAGAACGGUUAUGCUGAAAAUAAGAUUUUUUUUUCGCCAUUGCUUAUAUCUAAAAGUAUUUGUAUGCAUAAAUUAUUUGGUGUAUUUAAUCAAUGGAUGUCUAUGUCGUUUUAUUUUAAUAAAUGCACAUCUUGAGUGCUGAGUCAUAUUUACUAACGAAAAAUCUUUUUUUAUGGCUAUAAUUCUUUUAUGUAGGCGAAAAUCUGCACCAUUUAAACAAAUUUUAACUAAUGCUUAUACAAAAACUGUAAAAAUAAUUUGUGAUGUUCUGAAUAAACUUUUAUGAAACACUUUUAUGUUGGUUUUACUUAAAACCUCAGAUUUACGCUACGAUAAAGCUGUUUUCUAAUAAGAAUUGUGUGAUGGUGUAAACGUGCGAAUUUGGUCAAUCAAGGAUUCAAUUGCUAUUUUCCCGUGGCGCACUCAAUCUUUACCUAGCCCCAAUUAAAUAGCGAGAGCACUAUCAUGUUUCUUUUCUGGGAGCAGUGUUAUUCCAACAUCGUUGUGUAUGAUGAUUCCUUCUGGUCAGGCUCAGGACAAUGCCCCACCAUUGUCCUACCUAAAAAUACAAUCGAUUUUAUAUGUGUAAAUCAUGCUUAUAAUUG